Messenger RNA from Pneumocystis carinii B80, 339 nucleotides. RefSeq lists its product as hypothetical. The transcript is spliced from 3 exons. Bases 1 to 339 code for a protein of 112 amino acids. The record is from RefSeq and is a predicted model, not a curated record. Lineage: Eukaryota; Fungi; Ascomycota; Pneumocystomycetes; Pneumocystales; Pneumocystaceae.
AUGCCUAAAGACAAGACUCAGAACCAGUGGAAAUACCUUUUAUGUGCUUCAACUGUUUCUCUUAUGCAGGGUCUUGGCCUUACUUAUAAGCAUAUGAAAGUAAAACAUCUGAGUUUUCCAGCAAAUUCUAUUCUUUUUGCAUUAAAAGCCCUUGGAAUUGCUAGUCUUAUUUGUUUUGGAGCUUUUGGCAUAGGAAUAGCUGCUGUUUCUAAGAUAUUAGAAGUUAACAAUAUUGAGGAAUUUUCAUAUGCUAUGAAAGAUUGUACGAAAAAAUAUUUUCCUUCAUUAAGUCUUAGUUCAGAAAAAACGGAUUACGAAAAUAUAAACGAAAAGUUAUAA